This is a messenger RNA of Dentiscutata erythropus, 467 nucleotides long. NCBI's taxonomy places the organism in Eukaryota, Fungi, Glomeromycota, Glomeromycetes, Diversisporales, Gigasporaceae. The record is from the annotation of a GenBank genome assembly.
GUUACUUGUGAAGCGUAAAAAACGUCGACAAGAAAGGUUAGAAAACGAAAAAACAAAAAACAUAAAUAGAGCAUUGUGUCAACCUUAUAAACGUGUCAAGAUGAGUUGUAGUAAUGAAGUGAUGGUCUUUAAUAUUAUGGUUAAUGACGACAAACUCAGUAAUGGGCACGAAUAUGAUAGUGGAUAUGAAUAUGGUUUUGGGCACAAAUAUAGUGUUGGGAACGAAUACAGUAUUGGGAACAAAUACAGUAUUGGGAACGAAUAUCGAUAUGAUAAUGAACACGAAUAUGGUAUUGGUCACGAAUAUGGCAUCAGGCACGAAUAUGGUAGUGAGCACGAAUAUAGUAUCGGUAUUGGGCACGAAUAUGGUAGUGGGCACAAAUAUAGUAUCGGUAUUGGGCACGAAUAUGGUAUUGGGCACAAAUAUGGUAAUGGGCACAAAUAUAGUAGUUUGAACGAACAUGAUG